Dissoconium aciculare CBS 342.82 is the source of this 1497-nucleotide messenger RNA. RefSeq lists its product as uncharacterized. Gene Ontology annotation, molecular function: D-serine ammonia-lyase activity. The coding region runs from base 1 to 1497 and encodes 498 amino acids. Lineage: Eukaryota; Fungi; Ascomycota; Dothideomycetes; Mycosphaerellales; Dissoconiaceae. Gene Ontology annotation, biological process: D-serine catabolic process. The record is from RefSeq and is a predicted model, not a curated record. The transcript has 4 exons.
AUGGCUACUCCGUCCCUUCAAGCGUCUGCAUCUCCGUCGCUCCUGCGGGAAACGUUCGUAGGCAAGACCCUCAGCGAAGUCCCCGCACCGGCCGUGAUCCUGGAUGCGGCGAUCGUCCGCCGAAACUGCGCCUUGAUGCUUGACGCAACGGACGCACUGGGAGUGGACUUUCGAGCGCAUGUAAAGACGCACAAGGCGGGCGACGACAUUCGGAUCGAGGGCAAUCAGGCCAAUACAAGUCGGCCUAUCAAACUAAUCGCAUCGACCGUUACGGAGAUUGAACACCUGUUACCAUGGCUGCAGGAAUGUCGAUCUCAAGGACGAGAGGUCAACGUUCUCUAUGGCGUUCCUGUAGCUCCUUCUCGGAUUGCACGUCUAGCCACGUUGGCUACCGCCUUAGGUGAAAACUCUAUCGGCGUCUUCAUCGACCAUGCAGAGCAAAUCCGAGCCAUCGAGACCGCGCUCGAUUCCGAACGCAGCAGUAUGUCUUGGCCCGGCAAGGUACCCUUACACGUUCACAUCGAUGUCGGUCACCACCGCGAAGGCGUCACGGCGGAUUCUGCGCAGCUGAAAGCCAUCGCGAAUGCACUACGAGCAUCCAGGAAGUGCGUGCUAGGCGGCAUUUAUGUGCAUUUGGGAAACUGUUAUAGUGUUAGCAGCCCAGCCGAAGCUUUGGAAUGGAUGGGCCGGGAACUGGAAGGGCUUCGAGAUGGUGCCGUGAAGUUCAUCGAGCUGGUCGGAGAUAUUGAAAGCGUCAAAGGUCAGCACGGUAGACUCGCAUUGUCGCUGGGCGCCACGCCCACAACAGCCUCAAUACAGAACCUUCUCCACCUUCCAGCGGACAGCGUCGGCGAAGAUUCGGACGACCUCCGCGCUGCCAGAACGUACCGCGAUCUCAUUAGCAGCACGAAUAAAGACUUUGCAGUCGAGUUCCAUGCAGGCGUCUAUACAACGCUCGACAUGCAACAGCUUGCCACGCGUGCGCGACCAGAGUUUUCCCCAUCAGAUCCCAAACAGAGCCUUGCGACCUUUGCGAACAUAGGUAUUCGCACGAUGGUGGAAGUGGCAAGCGUGUAUAAUGAUCGUGGUGCCACCACAGGGAAGCAAGAAGCUUUAAUCGCUGCAGGUUCGCUCGCCCUAGGUCGAGAGCCGUGCAAGAGCUAUCCUGGAUGGGGCGUCGUCAGUCCCUGGGCAGGAAAGGAACAUAAAUCAGCCGCUGCCGAACAAGGAAAUGCGGCGAACAUCUACAACCCAGCUCUUCCCGAAGAGCAACGCGAGGGUUGGAUAGUUGGUCGGAUCAGCCAAGAACAUGGAAUCUUGACAUGGGAAGGCCGCUCGGAAAACGUGCGGCCGCUGGCAUUGGGAGAGAAAUUGCUGAUCUGGCCGAAUCAUUCGUGUAUUGCUGGUGCAAAUUUCGGCUGGUACUUGGUUGUGGACUCGGACAAGGCUGACCCUGACCGGAUCGAAGACGUUUGGAUCCGGUGUCGUGGAUGGUAG